GAAGACUAGAGCAUCUUAGAUGAUUUGGUUUCAUUUUUAGUUUGUGAGAAUUUGUUUAUUCUUUCUGGGAUGACAGGUAUUUUUCAGCUGGUGGAAAUAGAGUUUUUAUGUCAGAUCAAGUUACUAAAAAAAUUGUGGGGGAGGAGAGUUUAUCAUCUUUCAUGAGGAAUUCAUUCAGCUUUUCACACUAUACAAAUAAAAUGUAUUUUUAGAUAUUCAAAAAAGUUGGAGAAGUUUGGUCAUAGAAAAACAGCAGUGUAAAUGGUAUUUUAACAAAACAGAGCAAGUUCAUUCCUUGAGUAACUGCACUGAAGUCAUCUUUGUUGCUGGUCUUUAAACCCCUUCUGUUUCUGUUCCAUCCUCAUUUAGACAGGGUGACCAGAACUGACCACGGUAUUCCAGGUCUGGGCAUACAAAAUAAUAUUUUCACUACAUUAAGGGAGCACUCUCCCAUAGUGAAAAUCUUAAAGCCACCCUUGUUGGUAUACUGUGUUUUUUGUUUGGUUGGAGUGUUUUUUUAUUUUUGUUUUAAGUGUUUCCAAUCUCUCCCUAGAAUUAUAUCUUUCUAAAUUCCACCUUCCUGGAGGAAAUUCAAGCAGGAGGUGGGGUGCUCCUGGCAGAUCUCCAAUAGAGCUUCAGAGUGUAUAGGAAGUUCCUUGCACAUAUUAUAUAAAUAUACAAUAAAUGACAGACAGUAACCUUUCUUCCUUUCCUUCACUCUAGAUACAUGCUAUUAAUCUGCUUAUGAGCUUCCCCAACCUACGCUUCUUUUUCCAACGCUGAUCUGACCAUGGCUGUCCUAAAAGUAAAAUUCACAAAAACUAAGAGAGACAAAUUGGCUCAGAUCCUGUGGAUCCUCAACUGGGUUUCUGUAGCAACUGGUGUCAUUCUCUUCAGUCUGGGUCUCUUUCUGAAAAUAGAGAUCAAGAAGCGCAGUGAGGUAAUGGCAAAAGGGGAGAUUAACUCUGUCCCCAACAUGCUCAUCUCAGUAGGGGUCAUAGCUUGCAUCAUCAACUUCCUUGGUGGCAAAAUCUGCUAUGACUGUUCGGACACCAACAAGUUCUCCCGAUGGAGGCUAGUCAUGCUCCCUUACAUUGUGUGCACCUUGUGCUUCACCUUCUGCAUCCUGGUGGGUGCGGUCAUGUGCUACACCAUGAGGAAUGAGUUGGAGGAGUCUCUUUAUCUGGGAUUGAGAGAUGCUAUUAAAUUCUACAAGGACACAGACAUCCCUGGACGGUGCUUCUUAAAGAAAACCAUAGACCUAUUACAAAUUGGAUUCCAGUGCUGUGGAAACAAUGGCUUCAGAGACUGGUUUGAAAUUCAGUGGAUAUCUGUUCGUUAUCUGAAUAUGGCCUCCAAAGAGGUUUUGGACCGUCUGAAAAGUAAUGUUGAUGGGAAGUUCUUGGUGGAUGGAGUGCCCUUCAGCUGCUGCAAUCCAAAUUCACCACGGCCUUGUAUCCAAUACCAGCUUACAAAUAACACCGCUCACUAUAAUUAUGAUUUUCUGAUGGAGGAGCUCAAUAUCUGGAUGAAGGGAUGCAGGCAGGCCCUGCUGGAUUACUACACUGGUAUCAUGAGGUCAAUUGGGCUUACUGUGCUCAUCAUCUGGUUGUUUGAGAUCUCUGUACUUAUUGGGGUCCGUUACCUGCAAACGGCAAUGAAGAAUGUUCUCCUAUUGGGUGAUCCAGAGUGCGAGUCAGAUGGCUGGUUACUGGAGAACAGCUUUGUAGAAACUGCCAAAUACAACUUCAGCAUCAUUAAGAACCUUGGCAAAGCCAAUCAGAUCUCCACUGUCUCAGAGAUGAACGAUCCCAAUAUAGAUGUUCAAACUGCAAACUAUGGUCCAGACAAUGUUCCAUCAAAAUCCAUCCCCAAAGCUAGCUAGACAUGACAGAUGCUUUAUUGAAGACCUAAAUAUGGUUUGAUACCUUAACUGCAAUCCUGAAGUUACCAGAUUUUUCACUGGUGGGAAAUGGGAACACUAACUGGGUAAUUGGACAAAUCACAGCGUGGUGGCGGCAAGUCCAAAAGCUGAGACUCCUUGGGCUGGAUAUAGCUUCUGUAGGCCAGAGUUCCUGUCCUUCUGGCUUCUUUACUCACUCUUGUGAAAGCCCUGCUUUUUAAUACUGCAUAAAAUGAUAUGGCAUGGAUUAAUAGAGUUUUCCCCCAUCUCUCGCUGCAUAUCCUGCCCCACAUAUUCCUCAC
Molecule: messenger RNA, 2205 nt
Organism: Chelonia mydas (Green sea turtle)
Lineage: Eukaryota; Metazoa; Chordata; Testudines; Cheloniidae
Product: photoreceptor outer segment membrane glycoprotein 2
Exons: 3
Coding region: 791-1885 (364 amino acids)
Biological process (GO): visual perception
Cellular component (GO): membrane
Source: RefSeq, a predicted model, not a curated record